UUUUCAAUGUACAUCAUGCUACGACGUGAAAGUGUUUGUAGAGCGUCUCUAUAACAACACACUCACUCCAUCAUUGACAACAAACAUUGGUUUCGAUUACCCGCUAGUUCAACAAUGUCCGACUCCGUUAAAAAAAGUGUAAUAUAUAUGUCAGGAUGUCACUUGGGUACAACUUUUCCCGAGGUCGAUUUCGACAAAGACAUUUUAGGACUGACUGAACUGGAACGUUUUUUAGAAGAAGAAAAUUUGUUAAACCUCUACGCAAUUAUCGAAGAAACAGAACUGAAGAAGAAGAUGAAAUUCUUUAACAAGGCAAGCAGUGACAAUACAAGACUGGUCAUAUUCACCAAACAAAAACCUUGCACAAUCAACGAAGACAAUUUACUUAACUCCACCAACGUUCUUUCAAUGUCUGGAUCGCCAACGCUUGCACUAUAUCACUCCUUGAACAACGUUUACUCUCCUCUCUUCAAUAGAGAACAACAACAGAUGCUUCAAAAACACAUCUACAACAUGCAACAAGAUUUGAGAAGUACAAUUUUUGCAAACAACAAAGAUUUCCUGCAAAAUCCCACAAUUAACACGUUAGAUAUAAUCAACACUUUAGAGCAUGAAGUCGACUAUUGGCAUCAAGCCACACUUUCUACUGGAAAACGAGAUAAAUUAACUAAAGUCGCUUGUGCCUCCUUUCGAGACAUCCUAACGCCAAUAUCCCGCGACUUCUGUGUUUUAGAUGCGCUGUCUUUUAUGGAGGCGGAGGAAAUUCUGGAACGAGCACACAACGUCUUGGACGACCUCUGGAGGCACGAGCCUCCUUUUCCAAAAGACAGGAUCAAACAUCUGAUGGAUGUGAUCGCCAGAAACGUUUGUAAAUUCAUCUCCAAACAGAUGGAGAAUGUAAACUUCUGGACUGGCGAUUACAACGAAGUUACUGAAGUUGUCCGGCAAUUGAUAAGCGUGGGAGAGAAAUGGACCACAACUUGUAAACAACUCACCGAGAUUUUUUGGCCUAAUUACUCCUUGAACUUGUGGAGGGAACCAAUUUACAUCCCCAAAGACUUGCUUGAUUACAUAAAAAUUCUGGAAGAAGCAAUCAAUGCCAGAACUGUUCACAAACAAUUGACCAGACUUCUAACACCAGAUGAACAGGAAAGUUUAAAUACCAAGGAGAUGUUCAAACCAUACCAAGAUAUAAACAUGUUCAAAUUUGGGGAACUACCACCAAAUGCUUUACUGAUAGCCCAUAAACAUUUUGAGGUUCAGCUCCAACCCGCUGAAAAACUGGUAGGCAUGAAACUGAAGAAACAACUUUCCACCUUAAAUGCAAACACCAGACAAUUAUUAUAUGAGUUCUCACGUUACAGUGAAAUCAUCACAAGACCAAUUUUAAAACAGACUCUUCUAUCCGAAAGACAGUUUUUGUUAACUUCUUUAUAUGAGUACUUGAGACAGCUUCAAAGCAAGUCUAAUAGUGAACAAUUUUACAAUUUGGCCGGCUCUGAAACGUCCCAAACAGUCAAAGAGAUGAUGCAAGUCAAACAACUAGAAAACCGAAUAAAGGAAGUCGAUAAAGUUUCUAAAAAAAUCUUAGACGACCUUCAAGGAUACGAAAACAUAAACCAACAGGUGACUGAAAUGUUGCAGGACUUGAAAGUGCAGCAAAACGAUUUGUUCCAAAGUUGGGUUGGUGAAGUAAUGACAUUGAUCAAAGACAAAACUUUAAGUUUGAGGGAGUCCGACCCGGUGGUGCAGUUUUCUCAGCAAAAGUACAUGAAAGUAAACUACUCUUCAAGGUUUGUCACUUUGAUAAACGAAGUGCGACAGCUUAGAACGAUGGGGUUUCACAUACCAAGUCGCAUAGAAGAGACUUCGGACCAUGCCAGGAAGUUUAUGAAGCAUGCCCGGAUUUUAGAACAAAUCGCCAACUUCCAUAACACGAUUGGAGAUCGAAUGAUUUCUUCGUUAAAGCCUUUAAUGCUCACGAGUGCAUUGGAGUUGUCCAAAUUGGUGCAAGAACAAGAAGUUGUGUCUUGGGGUGAUGAACUAUCAGUAGAAAAGUAUGUUUCUUAUUUAAAAAAAGCUGUAGAGAAAUUGUCCAAAGAAAACGACCUUCUUACUAUGUAUCAUAAUCAAAUUUUGGAAAAGAUAAACGAAUUGACAGAUGUGGAUUUGAUAAAAGACUACAGUAAAUGGAAGGACAACACAAGAAUUAUUAGAAACAUUGUCAGUCAAGUGGAAGACAAGGGAUUUAAAAACAUGCAGCUGUGGAAAAACGAUUUGGACAAGACUCUGAGUAAAACACUUGAAAGACAAUACCUGAAAAGCCUGGACACAGUUCACUUGUAUUUGCCUGAAAUUUAUGUGGAUUUAGUCUACAGAAAUGGCGAGAUGAUUUUCUCUCCUGAUGAAACCAAUCUCAAGAAGCAGUACGACCAACAGUUGAAGCGAUUUUUGGAGCUGCCAAAGCAUUUUAGAGGCAUCUCUGAUUCUUCUGAUACCACUGUUUACUCAAACAUUAUCGAUAACAAUAAAAACGCUUUGGAAGUUAUUUCUAAGCAUACAGAUGAACUCUUUGCCCAACUUCAAGCUGUUAAAAAUCAUUGGAUGUCAUGGAUCCAGUUAGAAACAUUGGAUACCUCAAAACUGAAAACUUGGCAACAUUGGGAUUUACAUUUUAGAAGUUCCAAAAUAUUUGGUCAAGAGGUUGCAAAACUCCCAAGUAAUGAAGAAAGAAUUGGUUGUAUUAUAGUAGGACUUUCAAGGCUUCGUUCAGACUUAGAAUCACACAACAGAAGCUAUUGGGAUCAACUAGUUUACUCGUUGAAAGAUUCGAUAGCACAAGACGUUGUAAAAAUCCAAAACUUUGUCGAUCCUUCAACAGCUGCUUUAACCAAACAGGCUGUGACUGUUGAAGAAUUAGCCGAUUCGGGUGCUGCCCACGGAUUAAUCCUAAAAGAGUUACCGGAGAUGCAAGAAGUGUUUGAUGAAAUGGUGAAGAAAACGCAGACUCUCUCCAGUUGGAGCAGAGAACAAAUUGAUUCGGUAAACAGGCUGAAAGGCGCUUGGGAAAGAUUGCUGAGCUUAAUAGAUAGUCAUCAUUUAAUCAUUGAAAAGCAAAUGGAAAAUGUUAAGAUGACUUUAGGGGUGGAGUCGGAAAAUUUGAUCAAGGAAUUAGAACAUUUUUCCGCCAAGUGGGAACUCAAUAGGCCGAAGUCUUCAGGUGAUUUUGUAGAUAGUUCCAUUGAUGGAUUAGGCAAACUGAUUGACGAAUUACAAGCUAGAAAAAAUGAAUGGGGUGAAAUUGUAACAAAGAAGGAAAAGUUACUGUCAGGCUACGAGAAAUUUCACAUUGACAAACCUGAAAUACCUUUGUUUGAGAAAAUUGAAGAAGAGUUUGUGAAAGAGGAAAAUAAUUGGUCUGUUUUUGAAGAGUUUUAUAAAGAAUUAACAAGCUUAACAAACGAAUAUUGGAUAGUAUUUAGGAAAAAGAUUUACGUUUUCGAAGAUUUUCUUUCCAAAUGGGAAAAUAAUCUUAAAGAGAAACCAAAUAGUUUUUAUGUAAGAUUAAUACGUAAGGAAGUUGAAAAAUAUAAGGAAAUAUUUCCAUUGUUAAAAUACGUGCGGGGCGAAGACUUCACAGAUAAACAUUGGAUGGACAUCUUCAAUAUUCUUCAAAUUCAACCAAAACCUACAGACCAAAUAAUAUUAAAUGACUUCCUCAAAGCUUCAGAUAACAUAAAAGCUAAUCUAAAACAGCUCCAAGCAAUAUCUAAAAAAGCUGCGAGUGAAAUAGUAGUGCGUCAAGCUUUGGGGGAGUUGGACCAAUGGGAAGUUCAAGCUAAAUUUGUUCUGAACGAACAAACUGAUUCACACAAUAAAACAAUUUUCUUGAUCAAAGAGUUUAAGGAAAUUCUCAGCAAGAUUGGAGACAACCAAAGUCUUCUGCAAUCUGUGAAGAACUCAACCGAUUUCGGAGCAUUUGAAGAAAAAACCGUAAUAUGGGAAAACAAACUGACAGACUUGGAAUAUUUCGUCACUUCUUUGGCCCAAGUCCAAAGAAAAUGGUUGUACCUGGAACCGAUUUUUAGCAGUGGAACCCUAUCGAACGAAAAGCAAAGAUUUGAUCGCAUCGACCGUGACGUCCGCCAUAUACUGACCUUCAUAGAAAAAGAUACGAGAGUUGGUGCUUUGUGCAGGUUGCCCAACUUAAGAUCACUCUUAGAAACUAUCCUGGAACAGCUGGGCAGAUGUCAGACAAGUCUCAAUAAAUUCCUAGCUGAGAAACGCGACAAAUUUCCUCGCUUUUAUUUCCUGAGCGACGAGGAUUUACUUGAGGUGGUGGGCCAGAGCUCCAAGGAGCACGUCAUCCAAACGCAUUUAAAAAAACUAUUCGCUGGUGUCAACACAAUCCAAUUGGUGGACGAUAAAAUAACUGGCUUGUGUUCAGCAGAAGGAGAAAUUGUGAAAUUGUCUACUCCCAUUCAGAUUGACAGGCACUGUGUGGAGGAGUGGUUGGAGAAACUGGUGAAACAGAUGCAGCUUACGUUGAAGGAGCUUCUCGUGCAAUGUCAAAAUGAGAAGGAGGCUCCAGAUCCUUUGAAAUAUCCUUCUCAGAUUUUAUGUCUCAGCGAUUCCAUUACCUUUACUUUAAAAUGUGAACAAGCAAUAACGUCCAUGACACUGCCUUCAUUGCUGAACAAAUACAAAACGCAGCUUAACCAUUACAGUUCCUUAGAAUUGAAUGGAGGUGAAGAUAAAUCGUUUGCAUCCAUUAGCGUGGUGGAUGAUGACAAUAAAACUUUACUAGAAACUAAACUGAAAGCGUUGCUUUUGGACACAAUCCACCACAUACACAUGUUGGAAGAUCUAAUCGACGCAAGGACCACAAGAGUUAGCGAUUGGACCUGGCAAAAACAACUCCGAUAUUAUUCAAAUUCCAUGGGGGAAGUCACCGUAAAAAUGGCAAAUGCAAGAAUGGAAUAUUCUUAUGAAUAUCUUGGAAACGUUGCGAAAUUAGUUAGAACUCCUUUGACAGAUAGAUGUUUUCUCACUUUAACCCAAGGAAUGUAUUUAGGAAUGGGUGGGAAUCCUUACGGCCCCGCUGGAACUGGUAAAACAGAAUCAGUAAAAGCUUUGGGACAACUUCUGGGCCGCCAAGUGUUGGUGUUCAAUUGCGAUGAAGGAAUUGAUGCCUCUUCAAUGGGACGGAUAAUCUCCGGAUUGGUGAGAAGCGGUGCUUGGGGAUGUUUCGACGAGUUCAACAGAUUAGAAGAGGCCACUCUAUCCGCUGUAUCAAUGUUAAUCCAACCCGUACAAAUAGCAUUGAGAAACAACCUACCUAAAAUAACGCUCCUCAAUCAGGAGGUCAUUGUAAACCGUCAUUGUGGUAUAUUUGUCACACUAAAUCCUGCUGGAGGAAACUAUGGAGGAAGGAACAAGCUUCCUGACAACUUAAAGCAACUCUUUAGACCUGUCGUUAUGACCCAUCCAGAUCAUGAAGAAAUUGCACGAUCUCUUCUCCAUUGCGACGGUUACCAGCACGCCCACGUUUUGGCAACAAAGAUUGUGGAAGUCUUUGAUCUAUCCAGCAAAUUGUUGAGUCAACAACAACACUAUGAUUGGGGAUUGAGAGCAAUUAGAACAAUUCUCAUCGGAUGUGGAAGAAGUUUGAAGCGUUAUAAAAUGAAGUCGGAAAUUGUAGACAACCUUGGUUUGGAUGUUGAGCAGAAGGUGGUAGUGGAGGUCUUGCGAAUGAAUACUUUGUCUAAAUUAACCUUCAGUGAUAGUGUUAAGUUCGAUGGCAUCAUUAAAGAUACUUUUAAAGACGUGGAAUUAAACAUGCAAUAUGGGAAUGAGGUUUUGGUCAAGGCUUUGGAAGAGUGUUUCGUUGAAUUAGGUUUGGAGGUUAAUAAAAGACAGAUUAAUAAGUGUUUGGAGUUUUAUGAGCAGUUGAAGCAACGAAUGGGAGUGGCAAUUGUUGGUCCUCCGAGCUGUGGCAAAUCCACUAUAAAAAAACUGUUGUUCCGUGCACUACUUAAAAUGAAAAAGUCUCUAAAAGAAUACGUGUUCAAUCCGAAGAGUAUGAAGAGAACGCAGCUUUUGGGAUAUAUGGACCCUGACACUAAACAAUGGAAUGAUGGUGUUUUGACCAAUUACAGUCUUCAAGCUUCCUCCAACUCACAAGAUAUUUGGUCAUGGAUUGCAUGUGAUGGCGACAUUGACCCAGACUGGAUCGAGUCUUUGAAUUCAGUUUUGGAUGAUAAUCGACUAUUGACCUUGCCGUCUGGUUGGAGGAUUCAGUUUGGCCAAAAUGUUAAUUUCAUUUUCGAAACGCAUAAUCUUAAAUGGGCCUCACCUGCUACCAUUUCUAGAAUGGGCAUUGUAUUUUUAAGCGAAGAAGACUUGGAAGUUGGACUGGUACUCAAAAAAUAUGUCAGUGAAUUAUCAGAAGAUGAUAAACCUAUUUUAGAACCGUUGAUUCAAGAUUAUUUUGAGAAAGCCAUUAAUUUUAUUGUGAACGAAUGUGAGAUAACAGUACCAUGUUCUAAAAUUGCUUUGGUGGAAACUGGUUUGUCAUUCAUAAAAGAAGUAAAAAACAAAAUACAAUUCUCAAUAGCACUAGUGAAUGGUUUAGGACAACAUUUAGAGUUUGACUUCAGGGAAAUAUUUGCAAAACAAAUAUUUGAAUGGAUGCGAGAACCAGAACCACCAAUGCUUUUAAGAUGUUACUACAACACUUCAAGAGACAUGAUGGAUACUUAUGUCACAAAUCCAAAUGCGAAUUUAGAAGAUGUUUCCAAUGGUAUACCUCUUGUUCUCACUGGUCAAGUAUCGCAAACUCUAGAUUGUUUAAGAACUUGGUUGAAGGAAGGAAAUGAGCAACAUUUUUUGAUGGUUGGAAAUCAUGGAUCUGCCAAAACGUUAAUUUUAAACUAUUUGGUUCAAGAGAGAUCAAAUUUGGAAUUACUUACAUUUCACUGCGGAUCAAAUCUAACCCCAUAUUAUGUCAUCAGUAAACUUUCACAAUUGUGCCUUUCAAUCAAUACUCACAAAGGUAAAGUUUUGAAACCAAAGAAAGGCUUCAUGGUUUUGUACUUGAAGAACCUUCAUCUACUGAAGCAUGAUAAAUGGGAAACCAAUAUGAUGAUUGAAUUUCUGAAUCAAAUUAUCGUUUACAAAGGAUUUUUUGACACAAAUAUUGAAUUUAUAAGACUCGAAAAUGUGGUUAUAGUUGGAAGCAUGGAGGAAACAAACACUUUGUCCUUAAGAUUCACUUCUAAUUUGCAUUAUUAUAAUAUCGACCUGCCACAACAGGAUGACUUUACUAUCAUUUUAACUGCUUAUCUCAUGGCAUUGCUGAAGAAUGUUUUUUCUGGUGGUGCUUGGCCCAGAACCAAAGUUACAAAACUUAGUUUAACUUUAAUUGAAAUUUAUAACAAAAUAUCAAAAACUUUUUCAUCCGUUCAAUACAAGCAUUAUAUCUUCAGCUCUCACGACAUGAUUAAAUGGAGCAGCAGCAUUCUCAGACAUAAUCUCUCAGGAAGUGCAGAUGCUGAAACUUCUCUUUUAGAGGUUAUAUCCUACGAAGCACUUCAUUUGUUCGGAGACAGAUUGAUACACCAAGAAGAUGUAGAAAAACUCUCUAUUAUAAUAAAUGAAAUAAUAAAUAUGCACUGGGGCAAAACCAACGUAUUGGUUAAUGUUUCUAAGUACUUCUUUGUACCAAGUCCCCAAGUUUCUAAUAUUUAUACCACUUUGUCUUUAAACAAACUGGAAUCAGAUGACUGGCUCAAAAUGGUCGAACAAGGAAUCAUUCAAUGCGAACGAGAGGGUUUAAUAAUGGACGUGUCAAUCAAUCAAGAACUAUUAGAUUUAACAGCAGCUGUUUUCAAAAAUUGCUCGUGUUUGGGCGAAAACAUCUUAAUGAUAGGAAAAUCUGGAACUGGCAGAAGAAGCGCUUUAAAAAUCGCAGCAGCUCUUUUAUCUGCCAAACUGUUGGUUCCAGCUUCAGAGCAACGAAUCCAACUAAACAUGGACUUAAAAAUGGCCAUUCAAUUAGCAGGAUUAGAUGGAGAGCAAGUUUUAUUAGUAAUUAAUGAUUACAUAUUUGAGGACCGAAAUAAUGUUAAUAUUAUUGGCAUGUUAAUGGCUUCUGGGGAAGUUCCUGGACUUUACACAUCUGUGGAGAUUGACUCAUUGGUCAAGAACUUGAAGGAUGAAGCUGAAAGAUUUAACUUCGAAGGAAAUUUAUUUGAGUUCUUUGUGAAACGUGUAAGAUCAAAUUUGCACAUCGCAGUUUGCUUGGAUGAACACAACAAAAAUCUAUGGCAAAUUAUUGAAAACUGUCCCAUUUUCGUUCAAAACAGUUCGGUUAUCUGGAUCAAUGAAUGGACUAUCGAGUCUAUAAACCAACUCCCCCAACUGAUCAUUCAAAAGUCAAAUCAAGAGAAAGAAGAAGGAUCAAUAGAGACAAAGUUAAGUACAGAUUUUCUAAAGAUUUAUAAAAACGUAAGUUCUAUUAUGUCUGAACCAUCAAGAUUUGUGUCCAUGAUAAAACUAUACAUUCAAAUAUAUCAAGAACAUGUUUCUAAAAUAACAUCAAAACAAAACAAACUGAAGGCUGGAAUUACAAAACUGAACGAUGCAAAACAACUAGUCAACGAGUUGAAAUUAAAGGCAGACGUGCAACAAAAAAAACUGGCAGAGAAAAAAUCAAAAGCUAAUUCCGCUUUGGACAUGAUUAGUAACACCAUGAAGAACGCCAACAGCAAAAAAGAAGUUAUGGAAAAUCUCAAACAGAAAACUGAGGAGGAGAACAUACAGUUGGUACGCCGAAAGAAAGAAAUCGAACAAGAAUUGGCGGAGGUUGAACCUUUAGUGCAAGAAGCUAGAUCGGCAGUUGGCAACAUUAAAUCUGAAUCCUUAUCAGAGAUCCGAUCGAUGCGUGCUCCCCCAGAUGUAAUCAGAGACAUUCUAGAAGGGGUCUUAAGGCUGAUGGGUAUUCAGGACACGUCCUGGAACAGCAUGAAGACUUUCUUGGCGAAAAGAGGAGUAAAGGAAGAAAUACGGUCGUUUGACGCCAGUAGAAUAACUACCGAAAACCGAAUUGCAGUUGAAAAACUAAUGUCAAACAAGAGCGAAUCGUUUAAUGAUAAGGUUGCAAAGAGGGCCUCUUUAGCAGCAGCUCCUCUAGCUGGUUGGGUGAAGGCCAACGUUCAAUACUCACAUGUUGCGGAUAAAAUCCGACCUUUAGAAAGGGAACAACAUAAACUUCAAAAGAAUUUAAACGAAGCUGAAAUGCAACUUGAAGAAUUGAGUUCAGGGUUGUCUAAUGUGGAUGCAGCAGUUGCAAAGUUGAAAGAGCAACUCUCAGCUUAUACUAAAGAGGCUGCUGAAAUUGAAAUAGACUUAAAUCAGGCUCAAGAAACUUUAAACGCUGCGGAAGGACUAGUUUCCAAACUCAAUGACGAGUAUGAACGAUGGCAAAUACAACACAAGGAACUUUCAGAACAAUUCGACAAUUUACCAAGAAACUGUUUACUUGCAUCAGCUUUUAUUAUUUACUUAGCUAAAGAGACUGAACACGAAAGAGAGCGACAUUUAAAUAACUGGGUGUCAGAUAUUGGAUUAACAGAAUUUGAAUUUGAGAAUUUUUUAUCGACUGAAAGGGAACAUUUACAAUGGCAAAGUGAAGGUUUGCCUUCUGAUAAACUAUCAAUACAAAAUGCCAUCAGCAUUCUUAAGUCCACACUGGUUCCAUUAAUUGUUGAUCCUUCUUCGACAGCCAUAAACUGGCUGAAGCAACACGUAAAUCAAAAGAAUAUUGAAUAUUUAACUUACAAUUCUCCAAAGUUUAACACCAAUUUAGAACUUGCGAUUAGAUUUGGAAAAACAUUGAUCAUUGAAGAAGUUGAUGGAAUACCUUCAGUUUUAUACCCAAUUUUCAGAAGAGAAUACUCUCAACAAGGAGAACGAAAAUUAAUCAGUCUCAAUGGCAAAACAAUUGACUACAAUCCCAAUUUUAAUUUAAUAUUGUGCAGUAGAAAUGAGCAGCUUCAAUUGCCAGCUGAUGUUCUACCACUAAUUAACAUGUUCAACUUUACUGUCACAACUGACGGUUUAACAGAUCAACUGUUGUUCGCUGCAAUAAAACAAGAAAACCCAGACUUGGAAAACAGACGCAAAACUUUGCUCAGCGAAAGAGAAUCUCUUCAAGACAAACAGGAGCAUUAUCAAAACCAACUACUUGAAGAUCUGGCAAACUCUUCCGGUGACAUUUUACAAAAUAAAAGUCUAAUCAAAUCACUUAACGAAACUAAAGCCAGUUCAAGCGCCAUAACGCAAGCUUUAACUGAAUCGAUGGAGUUGCAGAAGAAACUACAAAAAGAAUAUAACGCUUACAUGGACAUAUCUGUAUUUGGAAGCAAACUUUACUUCAGUUGCAAUGAGUUUUCCAAAAGCAAUGUUCUAUAUCUUAUUUCCGUAUCGGCUUUCACCAGGUUGUUCCUAAAAUCAUUGGAGACUUCUCAAGUCAUCGAAAGAACUAUUGAGUCUCAAACUAGAAACUUGUUGCUUGUUGUUUAUAAUUACAUGGCCAGAGGAAUUUUUAAGCAAGACAGGCUCAAGUUUCUAUUGCAUUUGGCUCAUAAGUUGUACCCUAAAAGUAUACCCAAAAAUGAAUGGGACGCUUAUUUGGGCAACAGAUCUAACACCAAGCAAAACCAAGAUGAAAUACCACCAUGGGUACCAAAACAAACAUCACUGAAUGUUCUAAACUUGAUGGAGCUGCCAGAUUUCUACAACUCCCUAAAACUCACCGAGGGUCAUUUGUGGAAAGAAUUUAUGAGCACCACAGACUCCAGAUUUCCCAGUCACGUCACUCUAACUGACUUUCAAAAGAUUUUAGUGACUCAAGCUUUGAGACCUGAUAGAUUGUACUCCACAAUGACUUCUUGUGUUUUAAGUAUUACUGGUUUAAAGAGUCUUGAUCCUCCCAACUUUGAACUGUCCAUCAUAUUAAGAGAAUCAAUCCCUGUGGAGCCGAUACUAGUGCUAUCAAUGCCUGGCACCGAUCCUUCGACCGAAAUUAAAGAUUUAGCACAAUACACAAUUGGAAACGAUAAUUAUGUAGAAAUAGCAAUGGGCGAAGGUUUAGAAGACAACGCCCUCCAAGCGCUCCAACAAACCACCCAAUCUGGCCAAUGGCUGAUCCUUAAAAACAUUCACUUAGCCACCAGCUGGCUACCAAUACUUUGUCAAACCUUGAAGGUCAUCGAAAAGCACGAAAACUUCAGACUUUGGUUGAUAUCUGAGGCCACGAACAAGAUCAGUUCAGUUCUGACCCAAAACAGCUUGAAAAUUGUAUACGAAGCCCCGCAAGGCAUAAAAAAUAAUAUUCAACGAUCUAUAGCGUCUUUCGGAAACAAAUACUUCGAAGUAUUGAACGCUACAGCUGCCAGAAUACUGUUUGUAAUCUGUUGUGUGCACGCGUUGUUGCAGGAAAGACGUAAGUACAUACCUCAAGGAUGGUCCAAGUACUACGAGUUUAGCGAUACAGAUUUGUCGACUUGCGUGAAAUUGGUGGAGGACUUAUGGCAGAGUCCCUCGCCGCAGAUUCAGUGGAAGUAUAUUUCGGGGUUGUGUGCUGAAACUGUGUACGGUGGUAGGAUUGAAAAACAGGAUGAUAUGAAGAUUCUGUUUGCAUACGUUAAUCAGUAUUUUGUUGAUGAGGUUCUUAGCCAUCGUUGGAAGCCUUUUGGUAUCUUAAAUGUGCCCAAUUCUCCAAGCUACAAGGAUUAUAUGAAUACAAUUCUUCAGUUACCAAUGAGAGAUGUUCCUUCCUAUUUUGGAUUAGCGGAAAACAUUGACAGAGCUUGGGAGAGUCAAAACUCUUCUAUUGUAAUUAAACAACUGAAAGAUUUGUACAUUCACAAGCAGUCAUUGAUGAAUUUUGACCGAGAAAUUUUCCACAAAGGACUUGCACCCUUCAUGUCACUUUGGAAAAAGUUGAAUCAAGGACAUGAUUUUAUAAGAAUUACAAUCCCACCCGAAUCCAAGAAAAGCUCUGCUUUAGAUAGUUUCAUUUUUGAGGAGUACUCAAAAGCAUUAAGUUUUGUGCAAGUAAUUCACAAGUCUUUUGCCAAUCUAAACAAAAUUUGUAAGGGCGUAAUGGUACCUAGUGUACAAGAUAUUGCUGUAGGCUCUUCUUUAUUGAAUUACGAAACACCAGAACAAUGGUUGAACUUUUGGUCAGGUCCUAAGGAACCUUUACAAUUUCUGCGAACUGUGAUAAGAAAUCUGAUCUUUUUGUCAAGCAUUAAAGACCAAGUUUCCUCUAAGAUGUUACAAAAUCCUAUAAAUUUGUCCUUGUUCUUCAACCCCAAAGGUUUUCUGGCAUCCCACAAGCAAGAUGUAUCUAGGAUGAAUAACAUAGCGAUUGACCAACUUCAUCUACAGACAAACUGGCGGAAGGCUGAAGCUGAAGGUAUAACCUUAAGUGACUUGUUGGUUGAAGGUGCCUUGUUUGAAGCAGCAUCUUUGAAACCGUGUUCGUCUAUUUCUGAGAAUAUUAAUCUUGCACCACAAUGUUAUUUAAAUUGGAAACCAAAAGUAAAAGACGAUGACAAAUAUUUGUCAGUGCCUCUGUAUUCUAGAUCUGACAGAGAAAAUCUUAUCAUUCACUUAAACAUCUAUGAUGAAAGUAGUGACAAAGAAAAGUGGAUUUUGUGUAAUCUCUCUUUCUUCUUAGAAUGUUAGAAUAGUAAAUAAAGUAUGUUUCA
Aethina tumida (small hive beetle) is the source of this 12779-nucleotide messenger RNA. It is a transcript of the gene btv, whose product is annotated as cytoplasmic dynein 2 heavy chain 1. The record is from RefSeq and is a predicted model, not a curated record. The coding region runs from base 115 to 12756 and encodes 4213 amino acids. Lineage: Eukaryota; Metazoa; Arthropoda; Insecta; Coleoptera; Nitidulidae. Gene Ontology annotation, biological process: microtubule-based movement. Gene Ontology annotation, cellular component: dynein complex. The transcript is spliced from 37 exons. Gene Ontology annotation, molecular function: dynein intermediate chain binding; ATP binding; minus-end-directed microtubule motor activity.